This is a messenger RNA of Amphiprion ocellaris (clown anemonefish), 2476 nucleotides long. Its product is annotated as matrix remodeling-associated protein 8-like. Lineage: Eukaryota; Metazoa; Chordata; Actinopteri; Pomacentridae. The record is from RefSeq and is a predicted model, not a curated record. Gene Ontology annotation, cellular component: cell surface; membrane. Bases 77 to 1399 code for a protein of 440 amino acids. The transcript has 10 exons. Gene Ontology annotation, biological process: establishment of glial blood-brain barrier; cell adhesion.
GCUCCAGACUGCAGGAACACAACAAAAUCCAGCUGCUGGUCGCUGAACUCGAGGCUUUGCUGUGUUUUAUCGAUUGAUGCGCACAUCACCUCUGACGGGCUUCAUGUCGGCUACUGCCAGAAAGAUGCACCUAGAAAUGACUCUCCUGCAGAUUCUUGCUGUGCUCUUCCUGCCAGGAGCUUUGGGCCAGAGCAGCAGCAGCAGACUUGGCCUAGUGGUGGAGACCAAGAACAUCACACUCCCUGCAGGCUCCAAGGCCGUGUUGCCCUGCCACAGCCCUCGCAUGGUGUGGACCCGGGACAGACUGAAGGACCGUCAGAGGGUGGUGCACUGGGACGUGGUCCACAGCAGCCCAGACUAUUCUGUGGAGCGAAUCUUGGACAUGUCACCUGGAGCCCGUCAGAGGGUCUACAAUGCCUUCAACAAGGGACGCAUUUCCCUCCCAGAGUCUGCUUUCAAUGACGGCAACUUCUCCCUCAUUAUCAACAAUGUGGUGCAGACUGACAAAGGGGUUUAUACUUGUAAUUUGCACCACCACUACUGUCAGAUUCACCAGUCCAUUCAGAUCCAGCUCAAUGUGACUAAGUCAGCUCGGAAAGAGAAACGCUACUGGGAUGGGGAGAAGACCGUGUUCGUGGUGUUGCUGGGCAGCUCGGUGGCCCUGCCUUGUGUAAACCGACGCCCCCUGUGGAGAGAGGGCCUCCAGGAGGACCAGCAGCAGGUGGCCCACUGGGACUUCCAGCCCCCCGGAGUGCGUCCUGAUCGCGCUGACCGACUGGUGGACCUCUACGCCUCCGGAGAGCGCCGGGAUUAUGGGGCUCUCUUCGGCCAGAACAAGAUGAGCGUGGAAGAGCAUGCUUUUACAUUGGGGGACUUCUCACUGUCCAUCUCUGACUUGAAGCCUGUUGAUAAAGGCCUUUACUCCUGCCACUUGCACCAUCACUACUGUGGUCUGCACGAGAGGCGCAUCUUCAGACUCACUGUGGGACCUCCACUGCCCUCAGCCCCUACCACAGCGCCCAGAAUUCUCUCAAAUGAGCCAGAACCAAGGAAAGAGGAGGGGGAGACUCCACGUGUCGUAAAUGUCUUCCUCCCUGAACAUCGAGGAUAUUUUGUGCAGCAUUUGGGCUACUUCCUGGCAACGUUCUUACUCCUGGCGUUCAUUGUGGUCGCUGUCAUCGUGUUGACUCGACGACGCAAAAAGAGAGGGCUGGAAUAUGAGCUGGGUAGAACUGACCGGGGAUUUGAAGCCAGUGGAGGUGAAAUAGCAUUAGACUGCACGGAGCUGAAGACCUGUAACCAAGAUCCUUUGAAUUCAGACUACAAAAAUAACCUACUGAAAGAGAGAGAUAUGGCGAAAGACUGCAAUAAGGACUUUGAUGGGAAGAUGUGGAAGUGAGUGUGAUAUUUCUGAGAUGCUGCUGGCAGGUCCAGGGCAAACACCGGAAGGGUGAAAGACCGUGGAGAGAAAGGAGAAAAACCCAGGAGAGGACAGGAGGAAUUCUCCCUCUGCUGUAACUCUAGCACACUAAGCUUUUCACUAAAAGGCAUCAUAUUUUUUUUCGUGUAUUUUUUUUAAAUUUUUAUAUAUCACUUUAAUUUUCUCCAGCAGUUAUACCAAUAUGGUUAACAUAUAUUUGAGCUUUACUCUUUGCAUUCAUUGGAUUGUUAAUGUUGAACACAAAGCAUUUUUUAUCGUCCUUAUUAAAUGCAUGCUGAUUAUUAGGGUAUGGUUUUCAUGGACUGUGCAUAAGUGCAGAGCUGCAAGCUCACAGCUCUUUUUAAUUGUUAAAAUUUGAUCUUAUUUGCACAAAUUCUGCUGUACUGUAAUUUGUAAAAGGUACUUCAUGUUAUAAAGAUUCAUUUACUGUAUGUAGACGGUUUCAGAGGGUGGUUGAAAACACAUUUCUGCGUGUGCCACACGUUUUAAGGUAUAAAUAGUGUAAAAACAGAUUUACUUUGUACAAACAGCUGUGGUGACAAAGGGGUGAUUACUGUGUUACGUUUCUCAGAAAAGCAAAAUGUCAGACUUAAAUUCGUAUUCAGACAACAUUUUACCCAUAACGACAUAUACUGUACAAUGGCCUCGAGGAAUACAUGUCCUAAUUGAUCAUUUACUAUUAAUGGACUAAAGGCUCAGUCUGUGGAAACUCAGGAAAAAAAAUAUUUGAAUCAUGUUUUUUAAUGGGCAGUGCAGUACUUGUGAACAUCAAGCAUGUACGGGGUUUGUAAAACACUGAAUUUUCAUUAGUGAAUCUACUUGUCAACGAUACAGGUACAUUUCUGUAAUAAACUGUGUGGCUAUGGAUCUAUGAGGUUUACUGCAGGAACAGGAGUGUCUACGAUAUCAGUAAUGCUAGAUGUAGUCCUAACUAACCCCACUUUUUUUUCUGUCUGUCUCUUGCUGCUCUCUUCCACACUCUAAUACUGGUCUCUUCUAAUAAAAGAUGCUUUUAUUAAAGAUUAACAACCAUGA